Chelonus insularis is the source of this 1932-nucleotide messenger RNA. RefSeq lists its product as uncharacterized. The transcript is spliced from 2 exons. NCBI's taxonomy places the organism in Eukaryota, Metazoa, Arthropoda, Insecta, Hymenoptera, Braconidae. The record is from RefSeq and is a predicted model, not a curated record. The coding region runs from base 88 to 1860 and encodes 590 amino acids.
UGUAACUUAGGAUUGCGGAAUAUUCUUAUUCUUGAUUAUUCUCCUAUAAAUUUAUAUGUUAAAAGUAUAUUAACUUUACAACUUCCUAUGACAGUUUCUAUAAUUGAAAAAUUAAGAUUUAUGAAGUUAUUUAAUCAAACAUUAAAUCAGAAUGAAAUACAAGGAGUACUAUUUAUCCUUAAUCUACAUCCUGCAGAAACUAGAAGAGUGAUAGAGCAUAUAACCAACAAGUUUCCAAUUGCUAAGAAUUGUACGAUGAUCAUAAUGUCGCAUAGUUACCAACGAUGCGUUGAAGUUGAACAGAUGUUUCGAAGUUUAAAAAUAUUGUAUAUUUUCAACGCAUAUUAUAUUUGUUUAUUGAAUAAUGAACCAGUUAUUUUCACUCAUAAUGUAUAUGGAGAAUCUCCACCAUCAUUGUGGAAAAUAGUUGAUCAUAAACUUCUUGGUGGUAAUUGGUGGACACUUUACCGCAGGAAUUUUAGAAAAGGCAACAUAUGUCAAGGAUUUCUUUUUGAUCGUUUCAACAUGAAGAAUAAUGCAAAAUCAGCUAACAUAAUUCUUGGACUCACAAUUCGUGAUAAAUCAACAUUUCAAAAAUCACAAUAUAGAGAUACAUAUUCGGAACACAUAAUCAAAAAGAAAGAUUCUAAAAAAACACACUUAUACUAUGAAGACAUUUCAGCAGCAACAAAACUUCUCAAUAUGAAUGUUAAAUAUUAUCAUUCAAUAGAUAAUCCUGUUUAUUUCUAUCGUAAUACAUCAGUCGAUGUAAUUUUUGCAACAUGUUUCAUAUCACAUUUAAGACCUUUCUGGCUACCGUUUCAUCCAGUUAGUCACGAAGAAUUUGUGAUGCUAUCUCACAAUCGAGGUUUGUGUACACCGUUGGAAAAAAUAGCUGAUUUUUACGGACUGUACACAAUUAUUUCUUUAAUUGUGGUCUUGAUAAAUACUUUUUUUGUCAUAUGGUAUAAAAUGAACAAAAAUGUUUCACUUGCUGCCUUCGAUUUACUUCGAUUGUUGAUCAAUGAUGGAGUACUUGUACCAAUUAAUACUUUUCCUCUUAGAAUAUUUUUUAGCAUGAUUUUUCUAUAUUUUCUGGUAAUUCAUUCGACGUUUAGUGGCCAUUUAGCUGAAUUCUUAACUAAAUCUAAACUUCGUAAAAAUAUUGAUUCUGUUGAAAAUGCUUUAUUUGACUCACGGAUUAAACAGAUAUACAAUUUUGGAUUCCAUUAUUCCGAUAGUAAUAAUCAAGGUAUAUUUAAUCGUAAAUCAAUUCGCACGUUUUCUAUAGUUGAUUGUAUUCGCAAUGUCGAGAACGAUCCGAGUUCAGUAUGUAUUGGUUUUGCAUCUAAUUUUCAACUCUUUUUAACAAGGCAAGGUAAAAAAGAUGAUAAUGUAAGUGAUGAGAACCUAAGUUUGGAAAAUAAGAAUAUUGAUAAGUAUUAUAUAGGUAAUAAACACCUUGGGUCAAUGCCAAUGUCAUUAUUAUAUCGUCCACGAUUUCCUUUUACAGAGAAAUUUAAUUUUAUACUAAUGUAUUUAGUGGAAACAAGAAUUAUUGGAAUUACAAAAAAUAAAAGAAGAAGUAAGAAAAUAUUAGCGUUACACAAAAGAAUGAUAUUUUUUCAAAGUAAUUUUCGAAAAAUUAAUUUAAAUGAUCUCCAAUUUGCUUUUAUAAUAUUAAUUAUUGGCAUAAACCUUGGAUUGUUGAGUUUUCUCCUUGAAUUGUUUAUAAAUUAUUAUUAUCAGUAUUGUUGCAAGAUAAAAAAUAGAUGUGUAACAAGAAUUACAAUUAAGGAUUGUACAAAAAAAAUGUAUAGAAAGCGAAAAUUCACUAAAAUUACCAUGUCGGUGAAGUAAAAAAAUUAAACUGUGAUGAAUUUUUGUUUUUUAAUCUUUCUGAAAUUAUGCUGAAUAAAAAUAAUUAAAUCA